AUGUCGCCCACAAACGAGGUGGUCGGGAAAGCCUCUUACAGUUCGAAAAGUGGUUUACAUGUCCAGUUCCAUCACAGCACGAGCAACGGAGUUGUGCACAGCCCGGGCGAGAAGGCGCCCUCCUACAUCUCCACCAACUCCGGGAGCUCCUCGAGUUCGUACGAGGACGACUCCUCCUCGGGCCAGUACUCCGAGACGAGAGCCCCCGACGGUGGUUGGGGCUGGGUAGUCGUCUUCGCCGCUUUUAUGGUGAACCUGAUCGCGGACGGUAUUACGUUUUCGUUCGGCGUCAUCUUCGUAGAGUUCCUCCACUACUUCGGCGAAGGGAAGAGCAAGACGGCAUGGAUAGGCUCGUUGUUCAUGGCCAUGCCUUUAUUGUCAGGUCCGGUCGCCAGUUUCCUGACGGACAGAUACGGUUGCAGGAGGGUGACCAUCGCCGGGGGAGUUUUAUCCGCUGCCGGGUUUAUAGUGUCGUCUUUCACGAAUUCCAUCAACCUUCUUAUCCUCACUUUUGGUAUCAUCGCGGGCUUCGGCCUGUCUCUCUGUUAUGUCGCGGCCGUCGUCAUAGUCGCUUACUACUUCGACAAGAGAAGGUCCUUCGCAACCGGUCUUUCGGUGUGUGGCAGCGGUAUCGGUACCUUCGUGUUCGCGCCAGUCACCCAGUUCCUGCUAGCCGAGUACGGCUGGAGAGGUACCACCCUGAUACUCUCCGGCCUGUUCCUCAAUCUCUGCGUCUGUGGUAUGCUGAUGCGUGACCUCAAGUGGACACCCGGCAGACCCAAGGGCAAGGAUAUCGGAAAAAGGAAAAGAAAGCUCCGCCUCAACACCAACUGCAGCGCCGACUCCUCCUCUGCCCACAACUCUACUCAGCAGACGCCUACAUCUUGUCCCAGCAGCGGAGAACUCAGGAGACUGCUGCAGAGGCCAGGUAGGCAUCAACUCCAUCAGUUUUACAGAAUCUCUUUGUAUAUAAAUAUAAGCAUGGCGUUCCGAAAGAUAUAGGUUCAAAAGCGAUUUUUUUAUUUAGAAGCUAUAUGUGGUACCAAAACAGCUUUUAUAAGUAAAUAAUAACAGAUUACCACGCUUAAUUACGUAUUGUCAUCGUUUUAUUAUUUAAAAAUAAUUUAAAAUGUUUUAAUUUUCACUGAUGGUCCUGUAAUACAAAAAAAAUUACAUGGAAUGGGGAUACUAUAAAACACUUCGUCAAGUUAUGUUUGAACUAAACAGUAUUUUCACAACGUGAAAGUACGAUGUACAAAACGGAUUAAACGCUGUUGCGUCUUUGUUUACAUAACAUCAUUACUUUGUCGUUUCGUUACAUCGAAGUACCUAAAACUCCUGUAUAUAUGUUCCGUAAAUGUUUACAGCAGAAGAAGUUUUGGAUUAAUUGUUGCUAGAUCUAAUAAAAUAUUAUUAACGGAAAUGUCAUCGUAUUGACUAAAAACUUGUAAUAAGCCAUUUGUUGUUGUGUGUUUAAAAUGUAUCAUUUGAGAUGAUAGAUUUGAAAUGAAAAUGGGAUUCCGGAAAUUGGUCACGUUUUGUGUUACAAAGAACUGCACACUACACUUCGAGAAUUGGAAUGCAACCUCUUCUCCAGGUGUAAACAAACACAAAUCAAUAUAUGUCGAUGACCUUGUCUAACUUAAAAACAUUUACAGCAGAAGAAAGUUGUACAUAAAACAAUGAAGCAUGUAACUUCAUAGUUGAUUCUUAGCUGAGGGCCUCUUGUGGGGUUUGAGCUAUCCAUAUGUUGUGUGUGGUGCGCUUGUAUCGUGCACGUGCAGUCCACGGUUUGACAUUGAUUCUUAGCUGAGGGCCUCUCGUGGGUUUGAGCUAUCCAUAUGUUGUGUGUGGUGCGCUUGUAUCGUGCACGUGCAGUCCACGGUUUGACAUUGAUUCUUAGCUGAGGGCCUCUCGUGGGGUUUGUACAUAAAACAAUGAAGCAUGUAACUUCAUAGUUGAUUCUUAGCUGAGGCCUCCUCUUGUGGGGUUUGAGCUAUCCAUAUGUUGUGUGUGGUGCG
This is a messenger RNA of Homalodisca vitripennis (glassy-winged sharpshooter), 2021 nucleotides long. RefSeq names its product monocarboxylate transporter 12-like. Gene Ontology annotation, biological process: transmembrane transport; monocarboxylic acid transport. Gene Ontology annotation, molecular function: monocarboxylic acid transmembrane transporter activity. The coding region runs from base 1 to 1002 and encodes 333 amino acids. The record is from RefSeq and is a predicted model, not a curated record. The transcript has a single exon. NCBI's taxonomy places the organism in Eukaryota, Metazoa, Arthropoda, Insecta, Hemiptera, Cicadellidae.